CUGGAGGGAUCUUUGGAUCUAGGAGAGGACGGACUAGACCUUGCUUCUCCUCUCCAGCAGAGGCGGUGGGUAUCUUGGAACAGGCCUAGGGCCUCAGCGCCAUGGCCACGCUGAGCGUCAAGCCCAGCCAGCGCUUCCAGUUGCAGGAAUGGCACACCAACAGCUACCUGCUGUCCACCAACGCGGAGCGGCAGCGAGAUGCGUCUCACCAGAUCCGCCAGGAGGCCCGCGUCCUCCGCAAUGAGACCAACAACCAGACCAUCUGGGAUGAACAUGACAACAGGACUCGGCUGGCGGAGAGGGUUGAUACGGUCAACCGGUGGAAGGAGAUGCUGGACAAGUGUCUGACGGAUUUAGACGCGGAGAUCGACGCCCUGACACAGAUGAAAGAGUUGGCAGAGCAGAACCUGCAGGCCAAGAACCUGCCCCUGGAUGUGGCGGUCGAGUGCCUGACCCUGCGGGACAGCCGGCGGGACAUCGACGUGGUGAAGGACCCUGUGGAGGAGGAGCUGCACAAGGAGGUGGAGACCAUUGAGGCCACCAGGAGGGCCUUGCAGCAGAAGAUCGGCCAGACGUUUGAGAAGCUCUGCAUCCUGCAGGACGUCCGACAGCAGCUCAACUCUGACCAUCGGGGCAAAAUGGAGACACUGGACAUUGACAGAGGUUGCCUCUCUCUCAACCUCAAGUCCCCAAACAUCUCUCUGAAGAUUAACCCCACACGUGUCCCUGACGGCUCCACCGCGCUCCAGGAGUGGGAUGAAUUUAGUCGGUUCAACAAGAACCGGGCAGAGGCUGAGAUGAAAGAGGCCGCAGACUUGAGGGAGGCCAUCGCCCUCACUAUUGCUGAGACCAACAAUGAACUUGAAGCCCAGAGGGUUGCCACGGAAUUUGCCUUCAGAAAGCGGCUGCGGGAGAUGGAGAAACUUUACAGUGAGCUCAAGUGGCAAGAGAAGAAUACCUUGCAGGAGAUCGCGGACCUGCAGGAGGACAUCCGGCACCUGGAGGAAGAUCUGCGCAGGAAGUUCCUGAACCUGAAGCUGUGCCAUACGCGGCUCGAGUACAGAACCUACCGGCCCAACGUGGAACUCUGCCGGGACCAGGCACAGUAUGGCCUCACCGACGAGGUUCACCAGUUAGAGGCAACCAUCGCUGCCCUGAGGCAGAAGUUGGCACAAGCACAGAAUGCUCUGGAUGCCCUGUUCAAGCACCUGGCCCGGCUGCAGGCCGACAUCGCCUGCAAGGCCAACUCCAUGCUGUUGGACACCAAGUGCAUGGACACUCGCCGGAAGCUGACGGUGCCAGCCGAGAAGUUUGUGCCUGAGGUGGACACCUUCAACCGCACCACAAAUCGUACCCUGAGUCCACUCAAAAGCUGCCAGCUGCAGCUAGCCUAGCCUUGGAGGCCGAGGAGGUGGGGGGGAGGGAGAGGGGGGAGGGGGAGAGAGAAUAAAGAAGAUAGAGGUUAGGAGGGAAAUGGAAGAGGAAGGAGAUAGAAUGAAUCUAAUAAAUGUCGGGUUUCUCAGUCUAGAAGGUUUUCUGCUACUCCUGCAUGCAGCCAGCGGUGUGUGAGAAGGCUAGCGGCCCUCCUGUGAAGGGAGAGGCAUAAACAGGGACCAUCAUCCCCCAAGCUCCAUGUUCCAAAUCUGAUUCCUUCUCCCUCUUGAGGGACCCCUCAGGUGUAGGCCAGCACCCUCUGGGCUCCAGUGGCAUGAUUUCGAACCAGCCAAGCCUCAGCAGGACCCUUACCUGCCCUCUUGAUGCCUAGGGAGGGCCCAAAGAAGGCUAUGAUUCCAGUGGGAGCCGGGGACCAAGAACUGGGGCUGGGGUGAGGGGACAAAGAAAGAGGCUUUCAUAAAGGCAGGACCCGGGUGGCAGUGACCUGAAGGGCAGAGCUACCGCGCUCCGAUAGCCCCUCCUGGACUCUUUAGUGGCCAUUCGCCCGGCGUGACACCGGUUACAGGUGGGGAGAAGGAGGCCUACAAGCAGAGGCCUGGUGGAAGCCAACCAGCGGUGCGGGACCUAGCCCAGUCCCACGC
This is a messenger RNA of Pipistrellus kuhlii (Kuhl's pipistrelle), 2036 nucleotides long. RefSeq names its product tektin 2 (gene TEKT2). Bases 102 to 1394 code for a protein of 430 amino acids. NCBI's taxonomy places the organism in Eukaryota, Metazoa, Chordata, Mammalia, Chiroptera, Vespertilionidae. Gene Ontology annotation, cellular component: microtubule cytoskeleton; nucleus. The record is from RefSeq and is a predicted model, not a curated record. The transcript has 9 exons. Gene Ontology annotation, biological process: cilium movement involved in cell motility; cilium assembly.